AUGGAAGUCGAUGAUGGAAACGAGUCGAAACCCUCCGCCUCGCCAGUGGCUUUCAGUUCAGUUUUCGACCCUUCCAAUCGUAUAGGGUUUUUCAAAUCUGCGUUCGCCUUCGCAUCUCAGAUGGCUGCAGAUAUCUUCGACGACAAUCAAGAAGAUAAGAUGGAGAACAAAAUCUUGUCACUUCUUGAUGAUAUCAAGAAAAGAAAACGGGAAAAGAAAGAUGAAUCAGAAGAAGAAGAAGAUGCUGAGAACAAGAGAUUGAGAACAUCGGAAGCAGAUACUAAAAAGCCAUCCCAUGACGAUCCGUCGCCGCCGAACAAAAACAAUGGUCUUGACAUGAAGAACUAUUCAUGGUCGCAAACUCUAGGAGACGUCAUGGUUCAGGUCCCAGUUCCUUUCGGAACCAAAAAGAAAGUCGUAAUAUGCGAUAUCAAGAACACGUCUCUACGAGUGGGGGUUAAGGGUCAGCCGUUGUUGAUCGACGGCGAGUUAUUCCAGGCGGUGAAAGUUUGUGAGAGUUAUUGGAUACUGGAAGAUAAUGAAACAGUUACCAUUCUGUUAUCGAAGUGUAAUCCGUGGGAAUGGUGGAAAUCAGUGGUGAAAGGUGAUCGAGGGAUUGAUACUAGCCGAUGUGAACCGGGACUGAGACGGUUGGAUGGCUUGGGCUACGAAGCGGAACGUCACAUGAGAAAGCUGUUGUUUGAUUAUGGGCAGAAGUGUAAGGGACUCCCAACAAGCGAUAAUUGCCCGGAGGUGCUCCAGAAAUUCAUUGUUCACCAUCCAUAUUUGAACCUUCCACAAAGUGAAUGA
Molecule: messenger RNA, 810 nt
Organism: Gossypium arboreum
Lineage: Eukaryota; Viridiplantae; Streptophyta; Magnoliopsida; Malvales; Malvaceae
Product: protein BOBBER 1-like
Exons: 1
Coding region: 1-810 (269 amino acids)
Biological process (GO): protein folding
Cellular component (GO): cytoplasm
Source: RefSeq, a predicted model, not a curated record